This is a messenger RNA of Malassezia sympodialis ATCC 42132, 720 nucleotides long. RefSeq lists its product as uncharacterized. Lineage: Eukaryota; Fungi; Basidiomycota; Malasseziomycetes; Malasseziales; Malasseziaceae. The transcript has 2 exons. Gene Ontology annotation, molecular function: protein binding. The record is from RefSeq and is a predicted model, not a curated record. The coding region runs from base 1 to 720 and encodes 239 amino acids.
AUGUCGCAGGACCAUCCGCUGCACCAGGCGUGCCUCGAUGGGCACCUGAGUCGCGUGCAGGAGCUCCUGCAUACGGACGAGGGGCGUGCGAGCCUCACACGCGCAGAUGCAGACGGCCGCCAGCCGCUCCAUUGGGCUGUGACGAGCGACGAGAAGCGCGAGAUUGUCGAUGCGCUGCUGGGCGCGGGCGACGUGGACGUCAAUGCGCCGGAUGCAAGCGGAUGGACGCCCCUGAUGAUCGCGUCGUCGUCGGGGGCGCGCCGCAUCGUGCAGACGCUGCUCCAGCGGUACGUAUCGUGCGCUGACGCCAGGGGCGCGGAUGUGCAUGCUGGCAACCACAAGCACAUUACUGCGCUGCACUAUGCGAGCAGCAAGAACCACGCAGAUAUUGUGCGUGAGCUCCUGGAGCAUGGCGCGGACGUGAAUGCGCUCGAUGGCGCCAAGCAGCGGCCCAUGUACGUCGGCGCCACUCACCCAGCCACCGCGCCGCUUCGGCUGGCCAUGACGCGAUUCCCUGCCGACCGUCUCGGCAACACGCCGCUGCACCUCGCGAUCGACUCGGCGCACGCGCAGACCGCGGCGGUCCUGAUCGAUGUAGGCGGUGCGGACCGCCAGCGCCCCAACGCCGACGGCGUGCUGCCUGAGGAGAUGGACGGUGUGGGCGGUCUCGAGCAGAAGCGCGUGCGCGAGUUUCUCGCGCAGUCGUUUGGACCGCUCUAG